This is a messenger RNA of Sorex fumeus (smoky shrew), 3268 nucleotides long. It is a transcript of the gene RBM19, whose product is annotated as RNA binding motif protein 19. Gene Ontology annotation, molecular function: RNA binding. Lineage: Eukaryota; Metazoa; Chordata; Mammalia; Eulipotyphla; Soricidae. The transcript is spliced from 25 exons. The coding region runs from base 66 to 3050 and encodes 994 amino acids. The record is from RefSeq and is a predicted model, not a curated record.
CGGCGGUGGUGGCGGUGGUGGCGGUGCCCGUGGGCGCCGGAGUCUGAGCCUGGGCACCGGGCGCCAUGUCGCGACUGAUCGUGAAGAACCUCCCGGACGGGAUGAAGGAGGAGCGCUUCCGGCAGCUGUUCGCCGCCUUCGGCACGCUCACCGACUGCAGCCUCAAGUUCACCAGAGACGGGAAGUUCCGCAAGUUCGGCUUCAUCGGCUUCAAGUCCGAGGAGGAGGCGGCGGCCGCCCUGCGCCAUUUCCACCGGACGUUCAUCGGCACGGCCCGGGUCUCGGUGGAGCUCUGCAAGGCCUUCGGGGACCCCAGCAAGCCACGAGCCUGGAGCAAGCAUGCCCAGAAGCCCACCCCGGCUGAGCCCCCCUCGGGAGACACGGCCCCGGAGGCCCCCGUGGCGAGGAAGGGUGACAAGAAGAAGAAGGUGGUAGGAGAGCUGGAGCAGCUCCGGGGUGACAGCGAGUUCCGCGAGUUCGUGUCAGCCCACCAGAAGCGAGCACAGGCGGCCACGUGGGCCAACGACGCCCCAGACGCGGACACGGGGCCCCUGAAGGGCCAGGGCCGGCCAUCCAGCGACUACCUCAACUUCGACUCGGACUCAGGGCAGGAGAGCGAGGAGGAGGAGGAGGAGGAGGCGGCGGCAGCCAGGGCUUCCUCAGGAGAUGAGGCCGGCCCGGAGCGGGAGCUGAAGGCGGCAGCGCGGAAGGAGCUGUCGGACAUGGAGUAUCUGAGGGCCAAGGCCGUGCGCGCCCCGUCGCCCUCCUCCUCUUCCUCCUCCUCCUCGGGAGACGAGAGCGAGGACGAGGCGGUACACUCCGACAGUGAGGGCGCGGGGAGCCCCAACCAGGAGGAGGAGGAGGAGGAAGAAGAGGAGGAGGGGGGCGCCUGCCCGACCCCCACCCAGCAGGGCCCGACGAGCACAGGGGCCCCGCCCGGAAGUCGGAGGACCCAGGAGGCCCAUGCCCAGGCCGAGCAGCCGGCGCCCCCCAGGGAGCCCAGCACGCCCUACACGGUGAAGCUGCGAGGAGCCCCCUUCAGCGUCACAGAGAAAAACGUGGUGGAGUUCCUGGCCCCCCUGAAGCCCGCGGCCAUCCGCAUCGUGAGGAACGCACACGGGAACAAGACAGGGUACGUCUUCGUGGACCUGCACAGCGAGGAGGACGUGAGGAAAGCGCUGAAGUGCCACCGGGCAUACAUGGGUGGGCGCUACAUCGAGGUGUUCCGGGAGCAGAGCGCCCCCGCCCCCAAGGGACCCCCACGUGGUGGCACCAAGGCCUGGGCGGGCCGGACGCUGGGGGAGCACGAGGAGGAGGAGGACCUGGCCGACUCGGGCCGGCUCUUCGUGCGCAACCUGCCCUACACCAGCUCCGAGGAGGACCUGCAGGGCCUCUUCUCCGCCUACGGGCCCCUGUCCGAACUCCACUACCCCAUCGACAGCCUGACCAAGAAGCCCAAGGGCUUCGCCUUCGUCACCUUCAUGUUCCCCGAGCACGCGGUGAAGGCCUACGCCGAGGUGGACGGCCGCGUGUUCCAGGGCAGGAUGCUGCACGUGCUGCCGUCCACCAUCAAGAAGGAGCCAGGCGAGGAGGCCGACGGCACCGGCACGUCCUCGUACAAGAAGAAGAAGGAGCAGAAGGAGAAGGCGGCCAGUUCCAGCUCCCACAACUGGAACACGCUGUUCAUGGGCCCCAACGCCGUGGCCGACGCCAUCGCGCAGAAGUACAGCGCCACCAAGAGCCAAGUGUUCGACCACGAGGGCAAGGGCAGCGUGGCCGUCCGCGUGGCCCUGGGCGAGACGCAGCUCGUGCAGGAAGUGCGCCGCUUCCUGCUGGACCACGGGGUCUGCCUGGACGCCUUCAGCCAGGCCGCGGCCGAGCGCAGCCGGACGGUGAUCCUGGUGAAGAACCUGCCAGCCGGCACGCUGCCCUCGGAGCUGCGUGACACCUUCGGGCGCUUCGGCAGCCUGGGCCGGGUGCUGCUGCCCGAGGGUGGCGUCACGGCCAUCGUGGAGUUCCUGGAGGCCCUGGAGGCCCGCAAGGCCUUCCGGCAGCUGGCCUACGCCAAGUUCCACCACGUCCCCCUGUACCUGGAGUGGGCCCCGAUGGGUGUCUUCUCCGACUCGGCCCCUCCGAAGAAGGAGCCCCGAGACCCAGCAGCGGAGCCUUCUGGGAAGGACGGGGCUCGGGCAGACACAGCACAAGCCCAUGAGAUCCCAGAAAGUGAGACCCCAGCGUCGGGAGGAGCAGAUGACGUGCCCACCAAGACGGAGGUGCAGGAGGAGGAGGAGGAGGAGGAAGAGGAGGAAGAGGAGGAGAGCCAGCCCGGGUGCACCCUCUUCAUUAAGAACCUCAACUUCAACACCACGGAGGAGACGCUAAAGACGGUGUUUUCCAAAGCGGGGGCUGUGAAGAGCUGCUCCGUGUCCAGGAAGAAGAACAAAGCAGGGGCGCUGCUGUCCAUGGGGUUCGGGUUCGUGCAGUACAAGAAGCCAGAGCAGGCCCAGAAGGCGCUCAAGCAGCUGCAGGGCCACGUCGUGGAUGGCCACCAGCUGGAACUGAGGAUCUCGGAGCGGGCCACUAAGCCAGCCCUGACGACCGCGCGGAAGAAGCAGGUGUCCCGGAAGCAGACAGGCUCCAAGAUCCUGGUGCGGAACAUCCCCUUCCAGGCCGACCGGCGGGAGAUCCGCGAGCUGUUCAGCACCUUCGGAGAGCUGAAAACCGUCCGUUUGCCCAAGAAGCUGGCGGGGACGGGCGCCCACCGGGGCUUCGGCUUCGUGGAUUUCCUCACUAAACAGGAUGCUAAGCGGGCCUUCAGCGCCCUGUGCCACAGCACCCACCUCUACGGCCGGAGGCUGGUGCUCGAGUGGGCCGACGCCGACGAGAGCCUGCAGGCGCUGCGGAGGAAGACGGCCGAGCACUUCCAUGAGCCCCCGAAGAAAAAGCGGUCUGUGGUGUUGGACGAGAUCCUGGAGCAGCUGGAAGACAGUGAACACGAGAGCGAAGAGCCCGGCCUUCAGCUGCAGCCUGGCGCCGGGCGGGCCUGCUGAGCUGCUGACCACCCCAGCAUGUCCGUCCGAAGGACCCCGCGCGGCCUGCACGUGGGACCACGCCCCUGCUAUGCUCGGCCAGGGACCCCUGCCCCGGACCCAUCUCUGCGCUGGGCCCCCGACUUGUCACUCACGGGAGGAUGAGCCGUGCCCUGCCCGGUGCCCCUCCAGACUCAGGGUGCCUGCGAACCCCACUCCAGCCUGGAGCGGGGCCUCCC